Cylindrotheca closterium is the source of this 1947-nucleotide messenger RNA. Lineage: Eukaryota; Bacillariophyta; Bacillariophyceae; Bacillariales; Bacillariaceae. The record is from the annotation of a GenBank genome assembly.
AUGCCUGCGACGGAAGACGAAUCACAAUCAGUCAUAGACUCUGAAAGCUUUCACAACAAAUAUGAAUCCGACAUCAUGAUCAUGCGUCAAAGAUCCGAAAGGUUUCAGGACGAGCUUGCACAACAAACGAAAGAUCCCCGGCCAGAAGAAAAGAAACCAAUAUACAGAAAGCGACUUUUUUGGAUCGCCAAUGGCAUUCUAGUUAUUGGGUGCAUAAUUGCCAUUGCCAUUGCUGUCGCCGCAAUUUCCAGAGAAUCCUCAGCAACAAAUGAAUCAUUUGGUGGCGAAGCUGGGAAUCCUAAUGAGUCGCCCCUUGGAGAUCCUUCUGGUAUCAAUUUGCGACCAAGUACUAGCCCUGUAGAAGAGACUCCUAGCUAUCAACCCAGUGGGCCUACGAACCCUCCUUCCAAAUCUCCUUUCUACGAUCCCCCUUCCAAACAAGAAUGUGAAGCAGUAGCCAAAGGAGAGACCUUGCCCCGAGAAGAAAACCUAAUCCAGCACUCCUUCCAAAUAUCUAUGGAUUUAGCCUUGGCAAAUGACACGAAUCAACAGGCGGUGGUUGAAGAACUACAAGCUAAAAUGCAAACUACACUUAUGCCCAUCAUUAUCGGAUGUGACAUGGCGGCUACGAUCCGACGGAAGAUUAUGAGUGUGUCAUUUCAUAAAAGUGUGGAACAUCAUCGACAGCUCAUUAUGUCACCCUAUGUUAUUGCCAAUGCUCGAGCUGCUGUGGAAAUGGACUCUGCCGCUUGCACAACAAACGGUUCCUCCAAUUGUAUCCAUGUGAUGGUCAACCUUGAUUUACAUUUGAAAGGAUUCGAGCAGUGUGACGAAAUAUCAAAUUUUGUAUCUUCAGUGUUUGGACCAGAAGAAGGAAUCGUAGAGCUUUUGGGUCUGGGACAGUCCGUAGAGGGAAUGGCAAUGGAAUUAGCGGGAUCUGAAUGUGUUUCUCCUCAAACUAGUUUGCCCGCGUUGAGACCGAGUACAAAACCCUCUGUGCCUCCAACCAUUGUGGCGUCGGCCAAUCCUACAACAGCACCGGCGACAUGGCCGACAACGGCAGAGCCAACAAAAAUUGAAACGUCGCCGCCCAGCACACUUCCCACCAAGACACCAUCAUCAUAUCCUUCUGCCAUUCCGACCAUUACAGCUUCAUCGAACCCAACGGCCGCUCCUGUCACGUGGCCAACAACAGAGGAGCCAACACGGUUUCCAACGCUGGCACCGAGCAAAGUUCCUUCCAAGGUCCCUACUAAAGCCCCUACAAACGUGCCAACAUUGAAGCCUUCAAUUUCCCCGACUCCUAUUCCAACCAUAAUGGUAUCAGUAAACCCAACCUCGGCUCCUGUAGCAUGGCCGACAACAGAGGAACCAACAAGGCUGCCGACACAAGUGCCUACAAAGGUUCCCACUACUUCACCAUCGUCAAAGCCGACAAUUGCACCCACUCGCAAUCCAACCUCCAUGCCUACAGUGACCCCGAUUCCACAACCCACACGAGUCCCAACUGAUCCGCCAACACCUGAUCCAACAAUAUCUCCAACCCGUCCACCAACCCUAGUUCCAACGCUCCCACCUACUCCAGCAACAACUUUAGAGCCAACGGUAGCAUCUCCGCCAACUCCGCCACCGACACCUAGCCCAACGGCACCUCCCACUCCUCCGCUGACUCUAUCGCCAACAGCAGCACCGCCACCAACAUUCCUGCCGACUCCUCCUCCCACUUCUCCUCCUACGCCACCGCCAACACGGCCUCCCACUCCUCCACCAACCUUGGUACUAGUUGAUGAUGAUGACCAAGUAGGCGAUGAUGAUGAUCAAGUAGACGAUGAUGAUGAUGAUCAAAUAGGUGAUGAUGAUGACCAAGUAGGCGAUGAUGAUGAUGAUCAAGUAGGUGAUGAUGAUGAUCUAGGAGGUGACGAUGAGGGUGAUGAUGACGAUUUCUAG